CUCGCUCUUUCCACAGCACAUUGUCUGUGCGGCCUCGACUUCCUUUCUGUGCGGAUUUCAUGGCGAGCCAUAGCGCGGAAGAGUUGAUUCGCCUACCGUGACCACACCGACCCGUGCAUCCACCUCCAGAAACGCGUUCUUUUCGGCUGCCGUUAUAAAGUCCGUGACGUCAGCAGGGUAGUUGGCUGGCUUUGACGUCAUCAGGUGUUUUAAGGAUUUUUGGGGUGGUUUCUGGACUGAACGCUGUGCUGUGUCCCCUCACCCUCUCUUUCGGCGUGUUGUGGCUGUAGCUGGUCUUACUGAAGAACUGCCAGUCGAUGGCUCUGAUGGACAAACACAAAGUGAAGCGGCAGAGACUGGACCGCAUCUGUGAAGGCAUUCGACCACCCAUCCUCAAUGGCCCCAUGCACCCUCGUCCUCUGGUGGCACUGCUGGAUGGGCGGGACUGUACGGUGGAGAUGCCCAUCCUGAAAGACGUGGCCACCGUGGCCUUUUGUGAUGCCCAGUCUACCCAGGAGAUCCACGAGAAGGUCUUAAACGAGGCUGUUGCUGCUUUGCUCUACCACACCAUCACGCUCUCGCGAGACGACCUGGACAAGUUUAAAGGUCUUCGGGUCAUUGUGAGGAUUGGCAGUGGGUUUGACAAUGUUGAUAUAAAAGCUGCAGCAGAGCUGGGUAUAGCAGUGUGUAAUGUGCCAGCCGCGUCUGUGGAGGAGACGGCAGACACCGCAAUGUGUCUAAUUCUGAAUCUGUACCGCCGCGUCACCUGGAUGCAUCAGGCUCUGCGCGAGGGCACCCGUGCCUCCAGCGUGGAGCAGAUCCGGGAGGUGGCAGGAGGCGCAGCACGUAUUCGAGGGGAAACGUUGGGCAUCAUUGGACUGGGACGUGUUGGCCAAGCAGUUGCUCUGAGGGCAAAGGCCUUUGGGUUUGGAGUGAUUUUCUAUGACCCAUACCUGCCAGAUGGGGUGGAGCGAUCACUAGGCCUCCAGCGCAUGGCGACACUACAGGACCUGCUCAUCCACUCAGACUGUGUGUCGCUACACUGCAGCCUAAAUGAGCACAACCACCACCUCAUCAAUGACUUCACCAUCAAACAGAUGCGUCAGGGUGCUUUCCUCGUGAACACGGCGCGUGGUGGUCUGGUGGAUGAGAAAGCUCUGGCCCAGGCUCUGAAAGAGGGCAGAAUUCGGGGAGCAGCCCUGGACGUCCAUGAGACAGAGCCCUUCAGUUUCUCUCAGGGCCCACUAAAGGAUGCCCCAAAUCUUAUCUGUACCCCACACACAUCCUGGUACAGUGAACAGGCCUCAAUUGAGGCCAGAGAGGAGGCGGCGCGGGAGGUGCGCAGAGCCAUCACAGGUCGUAUCCCAGACAGUCUGAAGAACUGCGUGAAUAAGGAGUAUUUGAUGGCAACCUCUCAGUGGCCAUCUAUGGAGGCCACCACCGUGCACUCUGAACUCAACGGAGCUGCAGCGUAUAGGUUCCCUGCAGGGCUGAUUGGCGUAGCAGCAGGCGGGCUGCCUGGAGCUGGGGUAGGAGUGGAGGGCAUUGUGACUGGAUCUCUGCCUCUGGCCCACGGCAUCGCCCCGGUCUCACACCCGCCUCACACCCCAUCGCCCGGGCAACCCUCCAAGGCCGAGGCAGACAGAGACAUCCCUUCCGACCAAUAGCAUCCCAGCACAUUCCAUCUUUGCCCUGAUCGAUGCCCUUUCACCUCACCCGGGGGGACUGACGCCCCUGCUUUCGAUGUGAUUUUGGGUCACCCCAGUCCAACAGAACAUGUGUACAAACCCAGGAGUGAAACCCUCUACCCUGAACGUACCCCUCAUUUCCACCCGCUCUAUCCUCUGUUGUAUACUUUGGCAGAAAGCAAUAACUUCUCUCAAGGAUUCAAUAAUUGGGUUGAUGCACACUAUUUCUAAGCUACGAAAUCCCAGUUUUUUUUGCUUUGUAUCUACUCUGGACUAGUUGGAGUUUGUUUCCGAGUAGUGUUUCUUACAUUUCUGUUCUUUUCUUAUCUGUUUUAACAGGCGUGGAAAUAAACGCAUGGACCUUGUUUUCUUUCCUUUGUCCCCUGCCCAUCCUCCUCCUAGCAUACAUUUGUAAAACCUUCUCAACCUGUCCCAUCUUAGCAAACGUUUGAUCAUCAAAACACAGUAACAGCUGGCUAACGUCUUUGAUUAGAUUCAGCAGCCAUCAGCAAUUAUUUCACAGCUGGUGUUCAAUAACAGAGAUCAAGGCUAAUGGUUAUGGCCCGUGGCUAAGAGUAACAGUCCAAGGGAAGAGCUCAGAUGUUUCGCGUUCCUCUCACUCUCUCUUCACGUGGAAGGCAUCUUCUAGAAUUGUCCAGUUUCUCUCUCUCUUUUUGCGGAAACCAAGAGAGCUUCGCCCCCAGAGCUGUUGGGGGUUUGAUCAUGUGCUCCACUUAAGUCACAAGAUUUACAGCGUCCGUAAUGCCUGAGAUCUGCAUAAGUGUCACUGAAAUCACAUACGUGAGAUUCCAUCGUCCUGUGAUGGCCGAAUUCAUUUUAUUUUGUGUGCUGCUUUGUGAACAGCUUGAUAAUGAUGAUGGGAGAUCGCUCAUAGGCAGCCAGCUUCAUAAAUGAAAGUUUCAAACAAAGCCAUAUUCAUGCAGUGUAUAACAUUGCUGAUUUAACAAGACACAACUGCAAGAUUUGUGACACCUUAAGCCUACCUUCAAAAAGACAAAAGAGGCUCAUUUUACAAUGUGUGCGUACAACAUUGACCUCCGCUCGACUCAUACUGAGAUCCACCAUAGCUAAGCUGAUAACAUUGGCACCUUUUUUUAUUCGUAGCCAUUUGAAAAGAUUUGCCUUGUUUUCCAUAUCUUCUCUCUGUCCUGGAUUAUCUCUUGCUGUACUUCCUCCUCGUGCCUCCUUUUUCCGAUUAGGCCUUCUCUUUGUGACGCGGCGAGGCACACUUGUCCACCCUUCACCCACUCGUCCUCCAACUGUGUAGCGCAUCCGCCCGCCCUGCCCUUCCUCCUCCCCACAAGGCACUUAAACUCUUAACACACUCAAACACAUUUUCAUACAGACCUGGUUUAGGCGAGCUGUGCUCUGGAGGCUACAGUACCAUUGAAGGCCAGCAGGUGGCGACGACUCGCUUUCCCCCUCAGGUUCACGGCUGAUUAAUUCAUUCGUUUCUUGCACAGAGAGCCUCUUGAAGGUUUAGGAGAGAUUCAGUCAGACCUGUUGUGGGCCGCACCAUAUGUCGCUCAACGUCGACACUCUUCCAGAUACUCAGGAUGGGUGAUGUGCCGGCUCUGCGCCACACUAAAUUAAAGCAGGUCAUUUACCCAGAGCUUGACAUUAUCAUGGCUGUCUUCUAUGAUAUCAGCCUUCGCUUUCUCUGCGUUUUCACCAUUUAGAGCACAGGAGAUAAGGUGGAAAGAAUGUAAAAGCUAGGUCACUGGAACGCUGGUUGCUUUCCAAAGAAGGCAGGAGAGUGUCUCGGGGUAGCCUUCUGUCUGAAGAGAAAGGCCUUUCUAGUACCUCAGUAACAGAUAUUGAAUGUAUGCUCAAAUCUUUCUCGCUUUGUACAGCUUUUCUUUUUUUUUUUUUAGAUAAUAGGUUCCAUUUCUGAGGGGGUGUGUAUGCGUCUGCAUGUAUGUGACCGUGUGUGACUGCUUAUCCACUGCAUCAGUUAUUCGCAAAGCUGUUUUGUUUUCUUCCUCCAAGCAUAGGAUGUCUAUUGUUUCAUUAGAUGUAGUUUGAAUCUCAGGCUUUAGCUUUAGGAAGUUCUCGAUCUGUAAUUUUCUGUAUAAAGGAGCACAGUUUCAUGUCUUCGUCGAGAUGUAUGCUAAUAAACGGAGGAGGUUUUGAAACUCGGGUAGAUUUGCUACCUGCAAACAGGCCGAUUUUGAUAGCUGUCGUAAGUGUCCCGAAUGGUGGUCGUCCUCAGUUGUCAAUCCUCUUGGAUUCAUGCAUGAUAAUGAGAUGGUCGUACCUAUCAGGCCCCUCCCCCUCGCUUCCCCAUUGGCUACGUGUUGAUGAAUUUUGAGUGACAUGCAGCUUUUCUUAGACUGAAGUGAUGCCCUUUAUUCUCGUCAAGACUGUAAAGUUUCUCUGUACUACAGCAUUUUUGAAUUUUUCGAGUUUCUUCUUGCAUUAUCGUGGUGUUGCUUUCCCGUCAGCAUCAUCCAGCUUUGAUAUGAGAUGUGCACUGUGUGUUAAAACCAAGAAAUUAGAAGUUUUGAUCUAGUUUGUGUCAUUCAGUGUUCAACAUGUUGUAUUGAAACAUUUCAAGACGAGUGUUGUUGGAUACUAUGACCCUCAGCAUCCCGUUUCCCGUCUUCGUCCUGUGCUCCCCUUGCGGCCUUAAUGUCGUAGAUCGUGGUGGGCUUGGUGAAUCUGUUUCUCGAUGAAACCCCCGACCUCUCCUCUUUCCCCAGCAGACACACAUGCAAGAGAGUGGAGGCUGUUUUCUUUAGCCAUAUGUUGCUCAUAUAUCUGGAGAACACAAAUGGCUUUCACUUUGAGGUGUGAAAUGCUCAGGCACUAUGAAAGACCCUUUCAGGAGCCGCCGAUGUGGUUAAAUCUAGUCCGUGAAGGGAGGCUGGAGAGGACAGAUAUGGACAGUCGGUUUCUCUCUCAGGGUUCUAACACACAAACACACAUCCCACAGCCACCAGUUACACUCUUAACUCCAUCCCAAUGAAGAUCGUGUUGUAGAUCUCCGGAGCUCUCUUACACAGUCCAUCUUUCAACAGUGAGUGUCCCUCUGUGAUAGUUUUCCUUUCUAUCACUCUCUUCUCCUUUCUUUUUGCGUAUUUGUCGCACUGACACCUAACAACAGAAGAAUGAAUGUUUUAAUAGAACUGCGUGUAACGUUGAAGUUGGGAAAUGUAUUUUUACAACAUGUGAACUUUUUAUUCCUUUCUCUUACCUUCUUUUUGUUGUGAAUUGA
Messenger RNA from Sinocyclocheilus grahami, 4926 nucleotides. RefSeq names its product C-terminal-binding protein 1-like. Gene Ontology annotation, biological process: regulation of transcription by RNA polymerase II. The transcript has 11 exons. Gene Ontology annotation, molecular function: transcription coregulator binding; transcription coactivator activity; oxidoreductase activity, acting on the CH-OH group of donors, NAD or NADP as acceptor. Bases 318 to 1667 code for a protein of 449 amino acids. Lineage: Eukaryota; Metazoa; Chordata; Actinopteri; Cypriniformes; Cyprinidae. The record is from RefSeq and is a predicted model, not a curated record. Gene Ontology annotation, cellular component: nucleus.